AUGGCACUCCCUCUCCGCCCCCGCCUCCCCGCUAUUACCACCACGACCUGUCCCCGCCACUUCUCCACCACGCGCCCCCUCCCCGUCUCCCUCCAACUCGACCGCAACAACCCCGACACCGUUGCCGCAACCGUCCCACCCUACCCCUACGGCCCCGCCCGGUGGUACAAGCAAUCACGCCUAGGUCUCUACGGCGGCCAACGCAUCCAAUUCGGCAAUAACGUUGGCACGACUUUCGCCGUGAAAACCCGUCGCACCUGGCAUCCGAAUGUACUUACGAAGAAGCUUUUCUCGAAAGCGCUGAAUCGAUAUGUGCAGGUCAGGGUAACGGUGAAGACGUUGAGGACGAUUGACAAAUUGGGGGGACUGGAUGAGUAUUUAUUGGGGGAGAAGGAGGCAAGGAUUAGAGAGUUGGGUGAGAGUGGGUGGUGGUUGAGGUGGGCUAUCAUGCAGACGCCUGUCAUUAGGCGGAAGUUUCGGGAGGAGAGGGUGAGAUUGGGUGUA
Molecule: messenger RNA, 504 nt
Organism: Baudoinia panamericana UAMH 10762
Lineage: Eukaryota; Fungi; Ascomycota; Dothideomycetes; Mycosphaerellales; Teratosphaeriaceae
Exons: 1
Cellular component (GO): mitochondrial large ribosomal subunit
Molecular function (GO): structural constituent of ribosome
Source: RefSeq, a predicted model, not a curated record